CAACUCUCCGAAUUCGGCCAUCGUGAAGUUUCCACGUUGCAACAAUGGGAUCCGAACCCAGAGAGUCGCUACAACGCUUCCGUCAGUACCGCGGACUCCAUACCGGAAUACUGACUCGGUUCCCCGGGCAGGAUCCGAACCUGCAUCUAUACUUGUCAGCCUCAACCUGGCCGAAUCUGCGAUUCGAACCUGGGUCUGCCAUGUGACAGCGGCAUGCUCUACCAAUUGAGCUACCGGGGAGGGGAGCGCCAAUACAGUAAGGGUUGGUUCCUGCAUUGGACGAUGGCUGCUACUGUGCCUGCCGGCAGCGACACCUGGUGCAUUGGCAUGGCCUUGCGGUCCUGCUGCGCCGGGUCAUAGCGGUAGCGCAUGAUGAGAGCAGCGACCGCUUCCUCAAAGGCGUUGGGCCGCUGGUUGCCGGUGUGCCUGAAGCGCUCCCACAGGGCAAGGAGGCGGGGGAGUUUGGUCGUCCAGGACGAGAAUAGGGGGGCCCCAGUGGGCUGCGGUGCUGCCGGCUCCGCAGCUUGGGCGGGCUCUUCAGGACCUGUGCCAGUUCCUGUCCGUCAUUGUCCAGGUCGUAGGCUCUCGUCGCCGUUGGUGAGCCGCAGGGCAUGGUUGAUGGCGGCGCGGUCCCCGGUGGCUCAGUUCGAGCCUCAGGUCCGCAAGAGGGAGGACGUAUUCAACGGGAAGAGGUUCAACGCCCCGGGCCUCGGCUUCUGCCUCAAGGGCAGCGGCAAUGGACCAGGGUCAUCUGUUUCAGCAUCGUAAGGUGGUGUGACCUAUGGGCUGGGAGAAGGUGGGCGUGUGUGGAGCCAGCUAUGCUUGCCUGGCGCGGCAGAAGGGCUCGGGUUACUAUCCCAAGACGGCCCGAGUCAUUUAGGGCAAGGACCAGGGCCCGCUGGGCCACGCGCGCGUAUUGCGGCAGGAGGGAGCCCAGGCCCAAGCCGUAUUCGUCGGCGGGCAGGAGGCAGGCGUUGUGCCGGCGUUGCCAGGGAUGUGGCGAUGGCUGUGCCCUUGUCUUUCACAAUCUCGGUGACUCUUGCGACAUGUGCCGACCAGUCCAGCGAGAAAGUGAGCUGCACGCCCAGGUACUUGUACGGCUGGGUCGGGGGGAAGUACGGGACAGGGGUCGUGCCAAUCUUAAUUGUGUUGGUCAUGUUGCGGCGCAUGGCGGCAAGGGUAGCUUUUCCUGUGGGCCCGUCAAGGUUGGGGUCCGAGCGAGACUUGUCGUGCCAGAUGGCGGUGGUGGCACACUUGGUGUGAUUGACACGCAGGCUCGCCCACUCGGCGUAAGAUGCGAUUUUGUCACAUUGAACCUGCAGGUCGUCGAGCGAGUUGGUGAGCGCCGCCAGGUCGUCUGCGUACGCGGCGGCACUGCAAUGGUAUUGCAGGUUUUCGCUGGGGGUCAGGCAGCCGUAGUGGUAGCCCCGUCCGCCCGCAUGGAGCCAGCGGACAAGAGGUUCCAUGAACAGAAUAAAGAGCACAGUAGGCACGGAAGCCUUCCUGCGCUUCACUGAAUAGCUGGAGGGGGCCAGCCAGUUCGCCAAUGCCCAAGGUAAGCAUGGACGUGUACAGCUUGUAGCAGGUAUUUGCGAGCGCAAUGGGCCGUUUGUUUUUUAUUGGGCUGAGCCCCCCCAGCGCAGCGUUCCAGGGGGGGGCGAAGCCCCCCAGGAACACCCCUGUCCGUGGCUGCGUUCGUGCGUCGGCAAAACAUAGCAUACUGGCGCAAACCGCGAGUGCUACGUAUUAUUAUUUGCUAAUGUCUAUUGCGUGUAAAUAGGUGGCAGG
Chlamydomonas reinhardtii is the source of this 1788-nucleotide messenger RNA. RefSeq lists its product as uncharacterized. The coding region runs from base 373 to 768 and encodes 131 amino acids. Lineage: Eukaryota; Viridiplantae; Chlorophyta; Chlorophyceae; Chlamydomonadales; Chlamydomonadaceae. The record is from RefSeq and is a predicted model, not a curated record. The transcript has 9 exons.